UUUAUUUUUUGUUAAGUGAUCAACUUGAAUGAAUAAGUAAACUACUGGUCCAGUCAGAGUAUGGACUCAAGGAUGAAGAAGAAGGAACUUUUAGAGUUGAAAACAGAUUUAAAGUUGUUGUUAGAAUGUUUAGACUACCAGCAAGAUGACACUGCUGCUGUAAAACAAUCUUUAGUGACAAUAUCUUCCAUGCUUCAAGGUUCAGGUGAAGCUAAAGAUGUAUUUCGAGAUAUUGGAGGAAUCCAACAAGUUCUAACAUUGGUGACAAGUCAUGACCAGAGUGAAGUAGCGGAAGCUGGGAUGUACUGCCUUGGUUGUGCUGUAGAAAGAAAUGUUUACUCCCAGAAAUUACUGACGACAGCCAGUGUGUUUACUUUCCUACAUGGAAUAUUAUCUUCCUCAAGUAAAACAGCAGUGAGAAGGAAACAGACUGCCUCAUUCUUACUGUUAUGUCUUGUUUCCAACAAUGGUUUUGGACAAAAUCUUGUCAGACAGUCAUCUUGUUUACAGGAUAUUCUUUCCUUGAUAAGAACUACUAUGCCAAGAAAUAUAGAAGAUCUAGAGUCAGACUGGUUUGAAGGGAUGGAUGGUAAAAGCCUUCAUUUAUGGAGCACUCUUCUAAGUACUGCAUGUGCCUGUGUAAACAAUCCUAUCAAUGAGGGAAAUCAAAGAAUAUGUGCCUCACUGUUGCCAUAUUUAUUCAGUUUACUUACCAGUCAAUCAAAUGAGAGAAUUGUAAGACCAAUUUUCUCACUCAUUGGUCUUACAGUAUCUGGAAAUGAGAGUAAUCAAGACCGUGUCAGGAAAUGUGGAGGUCUAGAGAUAUUUGUGAAGAAUCUGGACCGGUUACAGAGUGAGGCUGUAUGUAAUGCUACAGCUAAACUUCUAACUAUACAGUUACUGAGUACUGUUGAUGCAUGCAUCUCUGAUAAUGAGAAAAACAGUAAAAGUUUUGGAGAGUUAGGAGGUAUAAAACUUGUGCUUACAUUUUUAUCUGAGUGUUGUUUGGAUCCCAGUGAGAAAAUACAGGCUGUUUUGACACUAGCACAUGCCCUGGAUGCUUAUAGCAUGGUUUCCUCUAAAUGUAUAGUAAAUGUGUUUAAGUUUAUUAGCUCAACAGAACCGAAGGUUCAGGAGGGGAACCAGAAGUAUGUUAGAGAUUGUGGUGGAGUGACGAUACUGAUACAACAACUGACCGAGACACAAGAUGAAGAAUUCUCUAAAACCAUCAAAUACUUACUACAUAUGUGUGUAACUUCAGAGAAGGGCAGCUUGUCAGAUAUAGAAACCAAUUUAACAGACACUGAACGUCUGAUCAGUAAAAUGGAAGCUAUGAAAAGGCACAAUGAUGUAGAAAUGUUAAAGAAGAUUAAAGAACUUGACUGUAAAGUAAAGUCUAUGGAGAAUAAACAUCAAAAAGACUUCAAUCAAAAUGAAUUAGUUACAACAAAUGUUAAUGCCAUGUUUGAAAGGUUAGAGAGUCCUCUAUCAAUAUCUCCACACAAUAGAGAACAAGCCAGAUCUCGUGCCAGCUCUAUAGGUGAACAUUCUGUCCAACAAGAUUGUCCCACACCUAGGGAAAAAUCUCUGAUGGAACAACUGAUAAAAGAGAAAGUUGAAAAGGAACGAUUAGAAAAAUUAAAUUACAUGUUACAAGAAAAUAUAUGUAGGACCCACAGUGCAUUGACUAAUUCUAGAGUGGAAAAUAAACCAGAAAACGAGAAUGUGUAUUUGUCAAAUCCAAGACAAACAUCCAGUGUACAUACUGGCCGAGAUUCUGCUGCAUCUAACAACAACAGUCAAUACAUCUCCACAUCAGGGAACAAAUCAUGUACCAACAUGUCAACAACUUGUUAUGACGCUAAUAAUAAUAGUAAUUUAAUAUCACAAACUUCCCAAAAUGUGAAUGUUACUUACAGUUAUACGGGUGCGAAAUCUGGGGCUAUGGAAAACAGAAACUUGCUGGAUCAGAAUAGAUCUAUCUAUGAUGAAAUGACACAAUCAAAUUUCACUGAUAAAUCAGAUGAAAUUUCUCCUAUGUUAACAAGAAGUGGUUUAAAGUACGGACAGUUACAUGAUGAUGGGUCAAGAAACACAGCAAAAGGAUUGGAUUGUAAUAAUAACUCUUCCGGGACAAGUGAAUAUAACAAACAAAAUCUUUAUCAAUAUGACAGAGAUAAAAGCAUUUCCAACUGUAAUGAAAAUAAGUGUCACAGACCGGUUACUGAUUAUCAGAAAAGUUUUUCAUUUACAAGAAACCUAGAUACAGAAUAUAUCCAACCACAAAACACUUUAGUUGAGAACAGGGAGUCUUUGCCCUAUGUUGCAAAACCACUAGAUUUAUCAUGCAAGAACAAAACAUCACAUGUUGUAACAAACAAUCAAAAGAAUAAGAAUGAAAUUACAGUGACCACUACAGUGAUAAGGGAUUCCAUCCAGAAACAGCCUUCAACAAAGGUUAGAUCUACUAAGAUAAAUAAGAAUGCUGAGAUUCAAUGUGGAACUCCGUGGGUUAGUAAAAGUUCAGACUAUGAUAACGAAGGUAAUGAAAGCUGUUGUUCUGUAGAUGGUUCCUCGCAAACAAACUUUAACAGACAGAAUUCCAACACUAAUGCACUUCAACCAGCAGAAAACACACAAACAAAAAAUAGAAGAUUAUUAAUUGACAAAGCUGAUAGUUCUGUUGGAAAGUUUAAGAAGUUAGAGAUCACAGGAAGUCCAGAUUAUCAUAAUAAUAAAACACCGGUUGUAAUUUUAACUGACUGUAAAACAACUGCAAGUCAAAGGAAACAAGACGAAGAAAUUACCACAGAUAGAUCUAGCCCUAGUCUUAUACCAUCAUCCAGUAAGAGAUCAGCUGGUUUAUUCGUAAAGCCUUGUGCUCUUCCACCAAAACGAAAAGUGAGAGUUACUCCCCUUUUAGGAGAUAAUAAUCCACCAGGAGCUAGAAUUUUGUUGUCCAAAAAUUCUGGACAUAGUGAUACCAAAAAUUCAAGCCAAGCUACUGACUAUGACAGUGAUGUUCAGUCUGAAUUUGAUCUUAAUUUGUUUAAAAAUGUUGCUAGGCAACAAACUACUGUAAAAUCAACACCUGUGAUAAAAUCUCAGAAUAAUGUAAGGGAGAUAGAUAGAGUGGUAGAGAAAAGGGAAGGUAACGCAGCAGAGAGAUGGCAGAUACAUCCUUAUACCCCACAUAGACAGGGUAUAGUUCCUCUAAGACCAGCCUUCAGUGACUGUGGAAUGAGAAGAUGUGUGCUAAGUAGUAAAUUCAGCAUAAAUUCUCAGGGAGCAAGAAGACGUUCACUAGAUGAUAGUGUCAUACAUUCUCCCAGAGAUAUUCUCACUAUCAGUCCAACUUCUCCUGAUGGUAGUCCUGUUGACAGUAACAUAGAUGGUUUCCGUAGUAGCAGUGAUAUAUCAGACGAGGAAGAAGGACCUCCAAAUAUUAGUGCAGCUGUACUGAGAAGUAGCAAGAAACUUGUCAAGGAUUCUCAAAACAGUUGUCCAGGUUGUGCUGGAAUUUACAGUGCCAACCAGGCUAGAGCCGGAGGUCUCGAGUUGAACUCCCGCACUUAUAAUAUAGCCUUGGAAACGAGCCAGAACACCUGCACCUUGCACCGGAAAUUACGUCAGAUAGAAAGAGCGUAUAUCAACAAGAUCAGAAAAUCUAAAAGCUUGAGAAAUAAACUAAAGAGAAAGUUACAACAUAAAUUACCAUCAACAAGGCAUGGUGACAAGCCUCGGGAGAAAAUUUACGAGUUUUCAUCAGAAUCUGCUGAUAAUAUAUCUCCUCCAUCUGACGAUAAUGAUGAGUUUCAGCCUCCGUCUCAAAGAAAGAAGCGUCGUCAGAGGAUUCCAUACACUAAAGAGGAAGAGAACAAUCUCCUGGAAGGUGUUAGAGUACUAGGUAAACAUUGGAACCAGAUAUUAGUGACGUAUGACUUUCACCCGGCUAGAACCAAUGUUGACCUGAUGGAUAAAUACAAGAGAUUGAGGGCUACAAGCAACCAUGACACGUCAAGCUCUAAAUGCCAUUCCCUCAUAUCCAGACCAAAAACUCUAAAACCAUUCUCUAUGUGUGAGGAACGUAGACUCAGACGAGGUAUUAAGAAGUUCGGCUACAACUGGAAAAUAAUUCUCAGUUCAUUUACCUUUGCUCAAGGUAGAACUACAGAAGAUUUGAGAAAUAAGUGGCGUAUUCUACAUAAGAAAAUUUGACGAACAUUAAACAGUAUGUUGUAUUAUGUAAAUUUUUGUGACUCAGGUUAUUUCUGAAAAAACUCAGGUACGGAAAUGCUGCAUAUAAUUCAGGAUCAUUAAGAUAUUGUUUUUAGCUCACCUGUCACAAAGUGACAGGGUGAGCUUUUGUGAUCGCUUUUCGUCCGUCCGUCCGGCGUCCAGCCGUCCGUAAACUUUUACUUUAAAUGACAUCUCCUCAUAAACCACUAAGCCAAUUUCAUCCAAACUUCACAGGAAUGUUCCUUUGGUGGUCACCUUUAAAAAUUGUUCAAAGAAUUAAAUUCCAUGCAGAACUCUGGUUGCCAUGGCAACCGAAAGAAAAAACUUUAAAUAUCUUCUUUAAAAAAAACCCUAAGAGCUAGAGCUUAGAUAUUUGGCAUGAAACAUCUUCUAGUGAGUGUCUACCAAGUUUGUUCAUAAAAGCUCUGGGGUCAAAAUUGGCCCCGCCCCAGGGGGUCAUUGAUUUUCCCUAUAUGCAUAUAGUAAAAACUUAAAAAAUCUUCUUUUAAAGAACUCAAAGAGCUAGAGCUAAGAUAUUUAGCAUGAAACAUGUUCUAAUGGGUGUCUACCAAGUUUGUUCAAAUAAAAGCCCUGGGGUCAAAAUUGGCCCUACCCCGGGGUUAUUGAUUUUCCUUAUAUGUGUAUAGCAAAAACUUAAAAAAUCUUCUUUGAAAAAACCCAAAUAGCUACAGUUUAGAUAUUAAGCAUGAAACAUCUUCUAGUGAGUGUUUACAAAGUUUGUUCAAAUAAAAGCCCUAGGGUCAAAAUUGGCCCAGCCCCAGGGGUCAUUGAUUUUCCUUCUAUGUGUAUAGCAAAAACUUAAAACUCUUCUUUGAAAAAACCCAAAUAGCUAGAGUUUAGAUAUUAAGCAUGAAACAUCUUCUAGUAAGUGUCUACAAAGGUUGUUCAAAUAAAAGCCCUAGGAUCAAAACUGGCCCCGCCCUAGGGGUGUCAUUGUUUUUAACUAUAUGUGUAUAGUAAAAACUUAAAAAAUCUUCUUUGAAAAAACCCAAUGAGCUCAGAGCUUAGAUGUUUAGCAUGAUACAUCUUAUAUGUGUGUACCAAGUUUGUUCAAAUAAAAGCCCUUGGACUAAAAUUGGCCCUGCCAGGG
Molecule: messenger RNA, 5350 nt
Organism: Ruditapes philippinarum (Manila clam)
Lineage: Eukaryota; Metazoa; Mollusca; Bivalvia; Venerida; Veneridae
Exons: 20
Coding region: 61-4218 (1385 amino acids)
Biological process (GO): homologous chromosome pairing at meiosis; meiotic attachment of telomere to nuclear envelope
Source: RefSeq, a predicted model, not a curated record